AUGAACGAGAAUGAACGAGAAAGGAACGAGAAGAAAAGAAACGAAGAGAACGGAAAGAGAACGGAAACGAGAACGGAAAGAGAAAUGAAAGAGAAAGGAAGAGAAAGGACGAACGAAACGAAACAACGAACGAACGACGAACGAACGAACGAACGAACGAAGAAC
Molecule: messenger RNA, 165 nt
Organism: Lucilia sericata (common green bottle fly)
Lineage: Eukaryota; Metazoa; Arthropoda; Insecta; Diptera; Calliphoridae
Exons: 2
Source: RefSeq, a predicted model, not a curated record